GCCAGAGCAGACCUCCCGGCUCGACAGGCGGUGCUGGCGGCGGUAAAAUGUCGGCUCCAGGACCUUACCAGGCGACCGCAGGCCCUUCUGCAAUGCCCACCGCACCCCCAUCCUAUGAAGAGACAGUGGGUGUCAACAGUUACUACCCAACACCCCCAGCACCUAUGCCGGGGCCAGCCACAGGACUCAUUACAGGCCCAGACGGGAAGGGCAUGAAUCCACCUUCGUACUACACCCAGCCUUUGCCUGUUCCCAAUGCCAAUGCAAUUGCCGUGCAGACAGUGUAUGUGCAGCAGCCCGUCUCCUUUUUCGACCGCCCUGUCCAGAUGUGCUGUCCAUCCUGCAGCAAGAUGAUCGUGACCCAGCUGUCCUACAAUGCCGGAGCCCUCACCUGGCUGUCCUGUGGCAGUCUGUGUCUGCUGGGGUGUGUUGCCGGCUGCUGCUUCAUCCCGUUCUGCGUAGACGCCCUGCAAGAUGUGGACCAUUACUGCCCCAACUGCAAAGUGCUCCUGGGCACGUACAAGCGCUUGUAGGACUUGGCCAGCCAGCUAUAGGGGAGAUGCUAGAUACAUGUUACCGGAAGUCACCUGACCCUUGCCCAGCUCACCCAGAAGAGACACCUUCCUUGAUUUCAUCUUUUCAUGGGCUCCAGCGUCGUGUCCUUUGGUGGGUGGGAAAGGUCAAAAAAGUGACAAACUUCCAAACCCCAGAAAUUGCUGCUUGGAGUCACACCCUGCACAUGCAAAGACAUGGACCUUGAUGUUUCAAGGGCUUAUCGCCUGCCCAAGUCACCCCACUAACUGUGAUUGUUACCCCGUUUACCUCUCCACUGAUUUGCCAUUCGCUGGCUCCUCUUCCUCCUAGGUGGACCUUCCUGGUGGCGGUCUUAAACCUGGAAGCCAGUUUGCCUUAUUUUUCACCGUCUGGCCUGAUCUUUUCUGUCUCUCCCCAUCCCUGAUGGCAGAGACCUCGCCUUAAAGACUUUGUGGUUCUGUAAUCACAGGCUCUCGGGCCCUCAGAAUCGCCUUAACUUCUAGGUUUGGUUUCAUUUGCCAAGUGCACAGAAGGGCUUCCGACACCCACCAGAUACAUAUGGAGCAGGCCACAGUCAGGCUGGGUCUAAUCGCAUCCCCUCCUGCCUCAGCCCCACUCAUGAGUGCAGGCAUCUUCCUCGUGGUUUCUGCGAGUUCUUGUUCUUAAAACACGUGGGAGUUCCUUGGCAGGGAGACCUUUCUAGAAUAACUUUUGUGAUCAUAAUACACCCUUCAUUUUUCCAUUUGCUGGUGUGUUUUUGGUUGGUUUUGUUUUCGUUUUUGAUGUACAGUCUGGCUUUGUUGCCCAACCCAGCUUUGACCUCCUAGGUUCAAGUGAUCCUUCAGUCUUUGCCUCUCAGAUACCCAGAGCUCUAGACACACACACUGCACCUACUGCGUUGUUUUCUGUUUCAACAGACAGGUGCUUUCGUCUACUGCCUACCUGGACUUGUGUGGUUUUGAAAAGCUUGUCUGUGGGGAUGAGGGUGUCCCUGUUUGAGCCCAUGCUACAGUGCUGAGAGCUUGAACUCCCACAACAGAACCUGAAGCUUGAUUUUAGUUUCUAGAGAUGAACUUGCUAUGUGGCACCAGCCUGGUUUUCAGUAUCAGCGGACCAGAUGGGAGGACACCAAAGACAAGUCAGGGCUCCUAGGGUGACCACUCUGGCACAGCCCAGCCAGUGUCCAUCCUAAACCCACACAGGAACUGCUGCAAACAGUAGUGCAUGAAGUCAGCCCGACCCUGAACUGCAUGUUGGUUAACAUACAGUCCUAACCAUUGUCUGAGCUGUUCAUGCGGUGAUCCAGAAGCACUGGCCAUCAUUUUUGCAAUGAAUUUUGGGUACCAUAUAUAACUUUGGUGUUAUCUACUUUUAAACAAAUAAAAUGUUGGUCACUCAGUGAACAAUUCAGAGUGAA
Molecule: messenger RNA, 1951 nt
Organism: Microtus ochrogaster (prairie vole)
Lineage: Eukaryota; Metazoa; Chordata; Mammalia; Rodentia; Cricetidae
Gene: Litaf
Product: lipopolysaccharide induced TNF factor
Biological process (GO): regulation of cytokine production
Cellular component (GO): cytoplasmic side of lysosomal membrane; nucleus; cytoplasmic side of late endosome membrane
Molecular function (GO): zinc ion binding
Source: RefSeq, a predicted model, not a curated record